UUAGCCGAUAUUGUAGAUAAUGGAUUAGUGGGUGAGCCAGUUAUAGAAUGUGGCAGUGAAAGUUUGAACGUACGAUUUACGACUCGGUCACCGUUUGAAGGACAUAUUUACGUCAAAGGACAUUAUUGGUCGGAAGGUUGCCGUUCUGACGCAUCAUUGGAGAGGACGGCAAACUUGACAGUUGCAUUUGCAGAAUGUGAUGUACUACGACAACGAUCGAGUUCUCCACGUGGACUUUUGCUAGCGUCGACAAUUAUCAUCUCUUUUCAUCCGAUGUUCGUGACAAAAGUCGACAAAUCGUAUCGAGUUCAAUGUUUCUACGCAGAAACAGCGAAGACGGUCACUCAAAACUUGAACGUCAGCGAAGGAAACGACAUGCAGAAGAACGUGCUGGUAAUCAUCGGUGAUCAAGACGCGGCACCAAGCGAAGGACGAUCGUCAAAUGUUCUUCACGACGUUGCCCAUAAACUGGCCGAUGAAACGCUUACGUCUACCGUACCACUACCAGAAUGUCGGUACCAGCGCGAUUCGAUUGCACAGGUUCGGAAAGUGUUUGCGUUGGAUAUUACUGAUGAGAUCUUCAAUGUUUGA
Molecule: messenger RNA, 591 nt
Organism: Ostertagia ostertagi
Lineage: Eukaryota; Metazoa; Nematoda; Chromadorea; Rhabditida; Trichostrongylidae
Source: the annotation of a GenBank genome assembly